Acanthaster planci (crown-of-thorns starfish) is the source of this 3739-nucleotide messenger RNA. RefSeq names its product gamma-butyrobetaine dioxygenase-like. Gene Ontology annotation, biological process: carnitine biosynthetic process. NCBI's taxonomy places the organism in Eukaryota, Metazoa, Echinodermata, Asteroidea, Valvatida, Acanthasteridae. Gene Ontology annotation, molecular function: gamma-butyrobetaine dioxygenase activity. The record is from RefSeq and is a predicted model, not a curated record. Gene Ontology annotation, cellular component: mitochondrion.
GACCCCCGGUCUAACCCGAAACCUAAUUAAGCGCAUCACUGGUCAACCCCACUGCCAUUUCUCUGGAGUUUAAAAGGUCACCGGACAUUUGCGUUACAAUACCAACAGGACACACGAUGGCGUCCAUCGCAAUUGUCUCCGUGCUGUAAUGGCGAUGUUGCUUUGGUUGUUCCGCAAAAGGAAUAUUUAGUCUUGGGUUUGUAAGAGCUUAAAAGAAGUCUAGAAUACCUCUAGUGGUAAGUGCCAUAUCGACACAAUACCUGUUGUAGAUUCUACGGAGCUUGCUUUAGCAAAGGCCGCCACACAUAACUGCAGUCACGUACAACAUACGACAGUAUAAAUGGACGGUCAUGCCAGUUCUGAUACAGGGACUUAUCUGCGAAAGAUAUCCUGUAGGCUGUAAGGGCGUGCGUGAUGGGUUCGUCAUAAUCACAACACUCUUGUUUACCAUCUUGUUUUCAAGAUCGGCAAAGUAAACCUGCCCCAACUAGUUUUCUUAGCUCAGGAGACGUUUCUGCAAACAACAUGAGGUCGGCCUAAGUCUAUUGUGGACUUUUUUCUACAAGCACGUUUUCUUAUUCCUCCAUGCUACAUGUACGAGCCAAGGCCUGUAGUAUAACCCUUAUGCUGGGGUUGUACCGUCGAACCACAGAGCAAGGAUCCAUGGUCAAACAGGAUUAAACCAGUUGGGUUAUGUAGUCUACACACAGCUAGAAAAUGUCAACAAACUGAAUGAAUAAGGAGUUAUUGGGCCCAUACCUACUGCUUUGCAACCAGCCAUAAAUAUUGUAGUCCAGGUGUGUGUAGCCGAUAUUGCAAUCAUUUUUGUAUUGUCCAAGUACAUUUAGGCUGAUUGCAAACACAGCAGUUGAAUUUACAGGCUUAUUGAGGACAUGCCAAGCCCAGGGGCCUAUACUGUCAACCACGUCGGUUCGUCUUCGUGAGGCUGUAACAACUUAUUUUCAACUUCGGGAGCGCUGAACUUAGUUGACUUGUAGUGGGACCGGGUUGACCUGGGACUCCGGCCACGUUCGUUUCGUACUGAGCUGACCUGCAUCCGACACAGCACAGUGUCCACGCCCUCAUCGUCAUGAAUUUAACUCAUCAUUUCUGAUUGGUGACCAUGGCGGGUAGACUUGCGGGCAUCAGUUUGGCGAGGCUUGCAGACACAUCGUGGCGAAUAUGUCGGCCAAUCCGUGUGGUACGCGCAUCAGGAAACAGGUUCGGUUCAAUCAAGCCAUUGAUGAGACGUACAUCGGGCCAAGACGGUUUAUCAGUCAUGCUGACGAAGAGCUACUCCUCAGCACAAUCUGAACACGCAGUCUUUGCCCCGCCCAUAUCGCUGGAGGAUCAUGCCGGUGCCCAGAAUGGAGCCAAGACGGCAAGUGACGUUCGGCUGGAUGAGGAGAGUAAGCAACUUGUCGUGUCGUGGGAAGGUGGCCGGAGUCAGGCUUUCCCGUUUGUCUGGCUCCGUGACAACUGUCGCUGCCCGCGUUGCUUCCACUCAAAGGCCUUGGCUCGCUUAACCUACGCCCAUGAGCUCAGUGUCGACAUCACGGCCAAAUCCGUUGAGACGUCUCCCGACUCUGAUGCCGUCACCAUCCGGUGGGCAGACGGACACGAGAGCCAGUUCCCCUUUCACUGGCUGGGGGCCUACUGCUUCGUCGACUCCCAGCAAGACCAACUCCUGGAUCCGAAGUUCGACUUUUGGGGCGCUGACAUCGAUCUUCAGAGCUUCGACUUUGGUGAGCUGCUUACGAACGACCGGGCCUUGUACAAGUGGCUAGCAGAGCUGGUGAGUCGAGGCAUUGCGGUGGUUAAGAACGCUCCGUCCGAGGUGGGUCAGCUUCACAGGCUUGGGGGACGAGUUGCCUUCCUGCGGCCCUGCAACUACGGACCAACAUUCCAAGUGAAGAGCAAGGUUGAUCCGAGCAACGCAGCUUACACAAGCGGUCCCUUGGCUUUGCACACCGACCUGGCCUAUUACAUUCGACAACCAGGGAUCCAACUGCUACACUGCAUAGAGCAGGCGGAAUGCACCGGCGGAGAGAAUCUCUUCUCUGACGGCUUCAAGGUAGCCAGGGAUCUGAGGAAGGAUGACCCAGAGGCGUUUCGGCUCCUGUCCACAGUUCCGUUCGAGUUCUUCGACGUGGGUACAGAUUAUUACGGCGCCUUCCACCAGCACGCUAGGCAUCCGACCAUUGAACUGGAUGAACGUGGGGAAGUUGUCUCCGUGACUAUCAGCGAUCACAGCCGGGACCCCAUGCUGAGGGCUCCUCUCCACCAGGUGCAGCCUCUCUACCGAGCUCUGAAUAAGUACUGCAACAUGCUUCUCGACCCGCAAAAUGUUUUCAAAUACAAAAUGGACACAGGAGACAUCAUGACGUUCAACAACCGGCGUGCCCUGCACGGCCGCAGCUCUUUCCAAGUGACCAAGGCCAGUGGCCGCCAUCUUGAAGGGAGCUACCUUGAAUGGGAUGAGGUCAACUCGCGUCUGCGUGUCCUGGCAGCACAGCUCAAGAUAACGUCAGAUAAAUGAAAACAUGAAAAUGACGCACGAUCCAUUUCUCGGGAAACCUGGCAACGUUACGGAUAUUCCGUAGCCAUUUGUAAUACAGACAAAGGUGUAAAUAGGGGAGGCUGCGUGUACCACGUGGGCGUACGAGUAGAGAGUCCUUAUCCAAAGAGAGAGAAACGGUCGUUUUCUGAUGACGACUGUAUCACUCUCCUUGAACUUUGAAGAACUAUGCAGGAAAUUGUGUAUAUGACGCCCAUAUGGUGGACUCAGUAGGACGAAUGACGGGAAAGUUCACUCUCCCACAGCGCCCUGUGGGUUCGUUGGGAUGGUGGGAUUUCUUGGCGCCCUCAUUGGAUAGAAUUUGUGGGAACACUUGACCUGCAGCAAUAGAAUCGCACCAAACGGAGCAAGCGAAAUAGUUUCUUAUAGCAAAAUCUGCACCAAAACUAAAGGUACAAAGUUGUACACAGCGUUGCUCGUCAAAGAGGCGUAUAGCUAACUCAUAAAUGAGUCUGUCUGUUUGUUCGCCUACUUGCCUCCCUGCUUAUUCCUUUGGUAUUUCUUUUCUCUCCCCCCCCCCCAUGCAUGGAGAUCAUUUGGGAGCAUUUGGCUCAUGUUGUUAAACCAUGGUGUGCUUACCACUGAAGGCAUGCUUGAUCGUUGCAAUACACGUUGUGUUCUUAUGCUUUAUAACAGACUUAACAGAACCGACUUCUGGACGCAGGAAUGGGCCAUUUUCCUCGUUAACUUCGUUCAUUUUGUUCGUCUUGUUUAUAGGUCGUAUACCUUUGAUUUGACUUGUAGUUUAUGACUCCUGGUUAUAUUUUGGUAAGCCUUUUAGCUGCAGUAUCGCUCGCAAGAUUUGACUGAUGUUCGAUACGAGUAUGUAAUUUCUAGAAACAGCAUGCAUCCCUUUGAUUGCUAAAAAGCAAAUGAGUUAAUACGUGCAUCUUAAGGAACACCGGUAGUUUUGCUAUAUGUACACCAAAUUCUCUAAUAAACCAACAUGGUGCACGUUGUUAUGGAAGUCUGAAGUGUGUGAGACUUGAAUGAAGAAUAUAACUGUACUUCAUCUAGAGGAAAAUCCCCAGAUUUUAUAGCGUCAUGAGAUAUGGUUGAUAAUUAUAAAUUAUGUAAAAGUUGUCAGGAUUCUGUGAAUUAGGCAAUGAUCGAUAAAAUAAAGCCCGCGUAAAUUUCUGUACACAUUCAGAAUUCAUAAAA